Paramisgurnus dabryanus is the source of this 3987-nucleotide messenger RNA. RefSeq names its product phospholipid phosphatase 2a (gene plpp2a). Gene Ontology annotation, molecular function: phosphatidate phosphatase activity. NCBI's taxonomy places the organism in Eukaryota, Metazoa, Chordata, Actinopteri, Cypriniformes, Cobitidae. The record is from RefSeq and is a predicted model, not a curated record. Gene Ontology annotation, cellular component: plasma membrane. Gene Ontology annotation, biological process: signal transduction; phospholipid metabolic process; phospholipid dephosphorylation.
GAAAGAGGUGACGUCACAUGUGGGGAGUACAUCUCGGCGUGCGCGAGUAAAUUCAGUUCUGCUGUUUGUGCUUGACGGGGUACUCUUCUCUUCAUUGUUCACGCAACUGGUUUACUCGCGGGAAGUUUAUUUAGUCAGGGGUCCGUGGCGCGAAAUGUUCGCUUGUCAGCGCGCGUAAUAACCAGCGCGUAAACGCGCACCUUUAGCACAGGUAACAGAGAACUUCCGGAAGAACGAGCAGAUCGGGUUACCUCGCGAGCCCAGAUUUUAUACGAGCCACUGCGACUUUAAAUCAGAAUCGUGAAAAGAAAAACAGCACAGCCAUGUCGGAACUGAAGAAGAAUAAGUUAUUUAUGGUGCUGAUGGAUGUUAUAUGUGUGUUUGUGGUGGCGAUGCCGUUCAUCAUAAUGACCAUCAUGUACAGCCCAUACCAGCGUGGAGUUUACUGCGAUGAUGAGACCAUCCGCUACCCCUACAGAAAAGACACAAUUUCUCACAAACUGAUGGCUGCCAUAACCAUUCCCUGCUCCAUUAUUAUUAUCGCUUCAGGAGAGGCAUACCUGGUCUACACCAAACGUUUAUACUCCAAUUCAGGCUUUAACCAGUACGCUGCAGCGCUCUACAAAGUCGUGGGGACAUUUCUGUUCGGCGCCUGUGUGAGUCAGUCUCUCACCGACAUGGCCAAAUAUACCAUCGGUCGCCUGCGGCCCAACUUUAUAGCCGUGUGCGCUCCAGAGGUCUGCAAUGGCUACAUGUUGGAGUUAAACUGCACGGGAAACCCGAGGAACGUGACAGAAUCCAGGCUGUCGUUCUACUCGGGUCACUCCUCUUUCGGGAUGUACUGCAUGUUGUUUCUGGCGCUUUACGUCCAUGCACGUAUGGCAUCCAAAUGGGCUCGCCUGGUGCGACCCACAAUUCAGUUCUUCCUGGUGGCCUUCGCUAUUUAUGUGGGCUACACGCGUGUGUCUGACUACAAACACCACUGGAGUGACGUGGUCGUGGGUCUUCUGCAGGGGGCUCUGGUGGCUGUCCUUACGGUGCGAUACAUUUCUGACUUCUUUAAAGAGCGCCCCCCUCUUUGCCAGAACGCAGAACCUGGUGAAAACGAUGACAUAGAGCGCAAGCCGAGCCUUCAGAUCUCAGACGCAGAGAGAAACAAUCAUUACACUUACAGUAGGCCUGUAUGAGCCUGACCUUUAACCCGGCGUGAAUGUGCUCACACAAAACCACUGGAUGCUGCAUCCUCUACGCUACGCCUUGUUCAGAUAACCGCACACAUCGCUGCUCAAACACAUACACUGGCACCGACUAUACUCAUAUCCACAGGAUCAUACUUCCCAUUAUAUAGCUCUCUGUGUGUGAGAGAGCAAGCGAUUGCAUAAACGAACACUGAAUAUUAUACUUUAUACUUUGCUACAGAUGGCUGACCGCUAUGCCGUAUAGUUUUUGCAUAUACGUAUACGCCGUACGCACAGAUUGCCUCGAAUCUAGCAAACAAUGAGGGACUUUAUUGUAUUAUAGCACAAAACUCGGCAAUGGGAACUGAUCGUUUCCAUGACAACCUCAAAACCAUCGGUUGACAUUUACUGACUAGCCGAAUUUCAAUCCAGUCGGAAGUCAAAGGUUGGGUGGAAGUUAUUUUCAUUAUUAAUGAAAUAUUUUAUCCAGUGUAUAUAUGCAGUACUGGAUUAUGAUGAUUUUAAAAGUGUUUUUAUAAAAAUGUGUCAUUUUAUUGUGGCGGUAGAUUUUAGAGACUGUAGCUUUUUAUAACAUUUUGGUUGAUAUAGCUUUAACUGGUUAAUUCCACAUACAUCUGCAAGAAAUCAUAGACAACAUAACUCGACUAAUUCUUUUAUAUACUACUAGUACUUGUGUCAUUUUAUUUUUUAUAAAGUUUUGUAAGUGUAACAAUCAUGUAAUAUCUGCCUAUACUGAAAACAUGCAAUGUUGCACAACAUUUCAUUGCAACUAUUAUUUUCUUGGCGUCAAGUUGUCAACAUAAGUACCACUAACUAACCCCCAUACAUAUCACACACCCCUUGUUUUUGGCCGAUUUGUGCCAAAACACUGACAUGAGCCAUAUACGUAUGAGUCACUUAAACCAAACUAUCCACAAAACAGGAUCACCAAAUAUUGACAAAAGUCAGUUUAAGAUUAAAGCCCUUUAACCGAUGUCUGUUUAACAUGUCCUGUGGGAUUGUGGGUACUAUUGGCCCAAAAAACAGACACUUCAAAAAUUCACUUUAUUCUCCAGGAAACACUGGUUUAUUGGUUUUAUCUGUGAUUUGAAACAAACUACUUCUAAACUAGCAUGUUGCUAACUAAGGUUGAAUAUAGAAACAGUUGUUUACAACAUGAUGGUCUCUUUUUUUUAACUUCUGCUUUAGUUGUUGUAUUUUGUUUGCGUUUACUGUGAGUUAAUGCUGCAAGGUUUUUAAUGGACACUAUAUUUCCUAAAUUUUGUUUCUUUAAUAUGAAGCAGAGACUCUGUGACUCCUGCAGUUAUAUAACACCAGACAGUCUUAUAAUAAAUCACGCAUGUAGUGUAGUGCACUUACACACUGAAUGUGUGACAAAGAUCAGCCAAUGUUUUCAAAAUGUAAGUAGUUUUGUGAACAGUACUGUUUUUCAGUAUUUUGAAAAAAAGUUUUAAGUUAGACGUUUACAUGUCUGUUAUAUGAGUAGAUGUUGACUGUGGUGUGACAGGUCUACUUCAUCUAAAACUUUCUAAAUGGCGUUUUAUUUCUUUUUGAAUUGUUUUUGCAUGCAUUAACUAACAUGCAUACAUUUUCUAUAUGAGAGUAACUGUGCGUUCACACCAGACGCGGAAGAGGCUGCAAGCGCAAGUGAUUUACAUGUUAAGUCAAUGCAAGGACGCGAAUAGGCAUCCUGGGGGUGUGGCAAGCACAAAUGGCGCGGGGAUGGCGUGUUCUGCGCGAAUUGAGCGUUGCUGCGGGAAACGCGCAAGUUGAAAAAUCUGAACUUUGGCGGAUAUUCACGCCGUGUUAACCAAUCAGGAGCUUGCUCUAGUAGGGACGUGAUUACAGGAAGCGAGCGGAGUUGCAGAAGCCCCUCCCAUGACGUGAAUUUCUGCGUGAUUGUCUUGAAUGACUAGAAUUUCAUGCGUGGCUUUCAUUCGCAAAUGCAAAAUGUUCAAGCGUCCAUUUGCCGUCUCUACCGCGUCUGGUGUGAAUGCACAGUUAGUGAUGCGCGGGUCAGGGUUUUUUUCCAACCCGCAGGUCCUGUUUUUAUUAAAUUAUUUUCGCCCGUCCCUCACCACAGUUUCUAUUUUUACAAUCCGUCCGCACCAGCUACCUUUAUAUAGACAUACUAGGCAUUGUAAUGUAAAUAAAACAGGCUUUAUUUCUGCCAUUAGAUCACAUCGCCCAGUAAACUGGCAACAACAUACACGUAUAUGAACUAUAGAAACCAGCAUGGUCGUAUUAAUAACAAGAUAGGAUAAUGAUAAGAGAAUUCCUUUAUCCGCCCCAACCCGACCGGCGCAUCACUAAUGAGAGUUAAAGAUGACAUGAAAUAUGUUUAAAAAAGGUGAAAAUUGUGAACUUCCAAAAUUAAGAAAAAGUGUUUACUCAACACCGGCUUUAAUCAGCAUUAUAUGCCAGCCAACUCCGGGCCAGAUCUUCACCGGAGCAGCUGACUUUGCCGCGAAUCCGGCCCAGAGUCGUCUGUUAUGGCUGAAUUACCAUUGGGAGAAAAUUCUGUUCCCUUAUAUUUAUUGUGAAAAUUUAAAGCUACUGAAUCUUGUUCCUUUUGGUUUAAAGGUAAAUUGUAUGAGCCACUUGUGAAGUUUGUAGCUCCAAAUUGUAUAUUAACCAAAUGUUAUUUUAUCAUAUGACUGUUUUGUAGUAAGUUUUAUUGUGAGUGUAUAGCUUGCGUUGCACGUACAGUUUUUAUUUCUAGGUUAUAUUUUGUAUUUGUUGGUUAUAUGUACAACUUUAGAUAAAUAAAUAAAAAAUCAGCAUCUUG